GAUACGAAUAUCUUAACCAAUCAGGAUCAAUCUCUUCCUUCUUUACGGGAGAAAGAUAUCGUGGAAAGAGUUAUGUGUUCCUCUUUUUAACUUCACGCGAAAUUAAAACAUGGCUUCUGAAAUUAAAACAUACUGUUAUGAUGGGAAAAAACCAAUUACUCUAGUCAAAUGGAAGAUAAAAAAAGGAGGCCAACUGUUUUACAAUUCCGUGAUUCUUAGUUACAAACAAGAGGAUGGAAGCACAGGUGAUGGAAAGGAACCGCUGCUUAAGUACAAGUCUAAUAUUGGAGGUACUGUUUCUGAAUUAGUAGUAUCGGAAGGAGAUGUCAUUAAUCCAGGUGCUUCCUUACUGAAAAUUGAACCUUGUACUCAUCCAGUUAUAAUGAAGGAUUUAUGUGCAGAAUGUGGAACGGAUCUCAGACAUCUAGAUCGUGACAAUUUUGAAAAAUUAACUGCAGCAACAACUUUUAGCAUGGUGCAUGUCGUUCCUGAAUUAAAAGUCAGCCUUGAGCAAGCAGAAAAACUGGGGCAAGAUGAUGAAGACAGACUUCUGGAAAAUAGAAAACUUGUACUUUUAGUAGAUCUUGACCAAACGUUAAUCCAUACCACCAACGAUAAUGUUCCACAAAAUCUACCAGAUGUUCAUCAUUUUCAGCUUUAUGGCUCUUACUCCCCAUGGUAUCAUACAAAUUUGCGGCCUGGUACUUUAACGUUUUUAGAAAGUAUAUCAAAGUAUUAUGAGCUGCAUAUAUGUACUUUUGGAGCAAGAUUGUAUGCUCAUAAGAUUGCACAGAUAUUAGAUCCAAAAGGAAAGCUUUUCUCCCACAGAAUUUUAUCCAGAGAUGAGUGCUUUGACGCUACUUCUAAAACAGGAAACUUAAAGGGUUUGUUUCCACGUGGAGAUGAUAUGGUCUGCAUCAUCGAUGACAGAGAAGAUGUCUGGAACUUUGCUCCAAAUGUCAUACAUGUAAAACCCUAUAAUUAUUUCCGCAACACUGGUGAUAUCAAUGCUCCACCACCACCACCACCACCUCCUCCUCCUCCUCCACCAAAUCCUAAAGAAGCUCAAUCUGUAAAACUUCCUGAAAAUACACCACCACCACCUCCUCCUCCUCCUCCUCCAAAUAAUAAAGAAGCUCAAUCUGUAAAACUUCCUGAAAAUAUACCACUUCCACCUCCUCCUCCAAAUCAUAAAGAAGCUCAAUCUGUAAAACUUCUUGAAAAUAUACCACUUCCACCUCCUCCUCCUCCUCCAAAUCCUAAAGAAGCUCAAUCUGCAAAACUUCCUGAAAAUACAAGUUCUGCAGUCAAGAAUUCUCUUCCAAAACCUGAUGCAUCUCCUUCCAAUAAAAAUGAUGAAAUUGAAAAUACUAUAAAAGAGCAGACAACUAAUAAACCUGCUAAAGCUGUUAAAAAUGAUUCGUCAACUCCAUAUGAAAGAACUAAUUUAAAACCUCUAGAAAGUAAUUCUAAAGUAAAUUCCACUGAACCAGAGAAACUUCAAGAAACAAAUAGCAAUACUAAAACUGAGACCACUAAAAAUGCUACAGAUUCCAAAUCACUUGAAACAAACAGCAUAUAUGUUAAUAUCCAUAAUGCAGAUGAUUAUUUGUUGUACUUAGAAGAAAUUCUCAUUAAUAUUCAUAAAACAUACUACGAAAUGUAUGAUAAAAUGAAAAAGGAAGGUAAGAAAGGAAUACCUGAUAUGAAAGUGGUAGUACCUUAUGUACGAAGUAAUGUCUUGAAAAAUACGAGGAUAGUUUUUAGUAGUAUUAUUCCAACAAACUGUGUGCCAGAAAGCCAUCAUCUAUGGACACUUGCUGAAUCUUUAGGAGCUCAAGUUUCUAGAGAAUUAAACUUUGACAAAAAGCAAAGGACUACACAUGUUGUUGCAUCCAAACAAGGUACUGCUAAAGUCAAUGCUGCUAGGAGGCAUAAAGGAAUCCAUAUUGUAUCACUGGACUGGCUAUUAUGCUGUGCUGAGCGAUGGGAACAUGCAGACGAAAGGCUAUUUCCUUUGGCUAAAGACAGCCAAGCUACCCCUGGGGAAAAUGAAAAGAAUGCAUAUUCUUACCACGAUUCAGUUGUGGUAAAAUCAAGAUUCAAAAGGCCACGAAGUUCAAAAAAGAAGCAAAAUGACAAAGAAAAACAGAAAAAGGAAGAUAAUUUUUCUGAGAGAAUAUUUGUUGAAGCAGGGCUUUCUUUGUCUCAAGAUGAUAUUGAAGACAUGGAUAGAGAAGUAGAAGCAGCUUGUAGUGAAGAGUCAGAAGUUGAAGCAGAUAACAGUGCUUCUUCAGACUCUUCUUCGACUGGUGAAUCCCUUUCUUCAGGUGAUUAUCCACGAGGAUGGAAAAAACUUAAAAAAUGUGAAGAAGAUGAAGAUAUAGACAUUGAAAGAGACUUGAUGACAUCUGACAGUAGCGAUGCUGACACCAUUGGUUCUGUAGACGAAGAAAUUGCUGAGGCUGUUAAACAAGAAUUUGGCAAUUGCUGAUUGUGUUAAGAAAUACAAAUAUUUUAUGUCCAGUUUGAAAAUUGUUUAUUUUUUUAAUUGUGUACAAAUACCUUCUUACAAUUUUAUUUAUUUUUAUUCAGAAAAUUCAGGAUUUCCAUACUUUAAUCAAAUUAAUUCAUAAGAAUGCCAUUUUGAUUUUUUAAAUAAAGUAAUAUGGUAAUGCAUAAAUAAUGAAAUUAUUGUAAAUUUAUUAUGUAUAAUAAUAUUAAUAAUUGUAAUAAAUAGCCAAAAUGUUCCAGUUUUUUAAUAGGUUAACUAAUAUCAAGCUUUUGGUUUGAUUAUUUUUUGUUACUAUUAAUGAAAUAAAUUGAUUUAUGCAACAUCAAACCAGAAAGUAAAAGCAUAGUUUUCUUAACAUCUUUUUAUGUAUUAAAAGUAUAAAAUAGGUAUAGAAUAAUUUUUAAAACAGAGCAGAGAAACUUUCAAAUAUAUUAUAUGAAAUCGCACACAAAAAGAAGAAAGCAUGUAGAAAACCUAGGGGGAAAAUAUCAUGGUAAAAUGAGAUUAAAACCUCUAAUUGUAGAUAUCAAAGUGUGAUAAUAUUUAAAGUUUAAUUUAUCUAAUUUCAUUGCAUCAAUUAUUGGUAUUUGAUUCAUUUAUGAAAUAUACAAAUCAUUAGUAUUGUAAUCAAUAAAAAAUUUAACCUCCA
Molecule: messenger RNA, 3164 nt
Organism: Argiope bruennichi
Lineage: Eukaryota; Metazoa; Arthropoda; Arachnida; Araneae; Araneidae
Gene: Fcp1
Product: RNA polymerase II subunit A C-terminal domain phosphatase-like
Exons: 6
Coding region: 110-2494 (794 amino acids)
Cellular component (GO): nucleus
Molecular function (GO): RNA polymerase II CTD heptapeptide repeat phosphatase activity
Source: RefSeq, a predicted model, not a curated record